Molecule: messenger RNA, 4284 nt
Organism: Leptosia nina
Lineage: Eukaryota; Metazoa; Arthropoda; Insecta; Lepidoptera; Pieridae
Source: the annotation of a GenBank genome assembly
AUGUGUCACCUUAAUGGUUGCGAGUCGGACAAAUUACAUAAACCCAUAGACAACCGAAAAGAUCAACGCAAUGCCUUCCACCGUCAAAGAAGGAGCAUAGCCAUGUUGUCACAACAUUUUAGUGAAGCUACGGUCAUGCCUGGAGUAGAUGUGAAUUUACAGUGUGUAGCCAGUGGCCCUCACCCAGGAAGAUUUGUUUGGGAAAGGGAUGGUAUUGUUAUAUCCUCGAAUACGGAUUCAAGAUACGCGAUCGGCCAGACGAUAAGUCCUGAUGGCGGAGUGGUUACUCACUUAAACAUAUCGCACAUUCGAGUAGACGAUGGUGGGAGAUAUGCUUGUGUAGCUCAUCAUGGGGACAGUAUAAUUAGUCAUGAAGAUAGGAUUAAUGUUUAUGGUCCUCCCUACAUUCGUACUCUACCACCUAUUAAAGUGCAAAGUGGACAAAGUGUUACUUUGAAGUGCCCAUAUUAUGGUUACCCUAUAAGAGAGAUCACAUGGGAAUACAGAGGCAAAGAGAUAACGCCAGAACAAACGAACCGUUACAAGCGUUACGUGAACAAAACCAAACUCUCAAUAGAGAUCUACGGGCGCAAACCGAAGUUAAGAAAACGUGACGUCACGGUUAAUAAUGACGGAAUUCUUAACCUGAAUAAAGUUAGUAAAGCUGAUAAUGGUGCGUCAUAUGCUUGUAUAGUCCGAAGUCCUUCUGGGGAGAUGGCGAAGCGAUCGUUUGACCUGCAAGUUGUGGAGGCACCCCAACUUGAGGAAAUACUGCUAGCGUCCGAUUUACAAGAAGGGCAAAUAGUUCAGAUCCACUGCAACUUGAAGAGCGGGGAUUCCCCGGUUUAUUAUUCGUGGUUGAAGGACGGGAAGAAGAUUCCUCCUAAUUUGAAGAUCGUAGAAAGAAGUUUGGAAGUAUUCAGCGUGCUUAUAAUUAAGAAUGUGUCACUCGAUCACUGUGGCACCUACACUUGUGUGGCAGCAAACCACGUUGCAAAAGUUAAUAGGACUGUCAAUUUGUAUAUAAAAGUUGCACCAAAAUGGAGUGAAGAACCACAGAAUACAUCACUCCUUUUGGGUCGUAAUGGCUACGUCUCAUGCAAGGCUAAUGGCUACCCACAACCACAGACACAUUGGUUAAAGAAAGACGUGGUAUCGGAAACUUGGAGACCAGUGCUGGAGGUCGCUGGCGGUGGAGUUCUAAGUUUAUCGAACGGUUCUCUUAUAUUCGACUCAGUGUCGUUAUCAGAUGCGGGCUUAUACACCUGUCAUGUGGAAAAUGGAGUAGGGGAAGCACUAAGCAAAACAGUAUGGAUAUCUGUUAAUAAACCGGUAACUUUCGAUGUGACGUCACGAAACUUAACAGCCAAAUUAGGACAGCAAGUGACCAUAGAGUGUAUGGCGAAAGGUGACGAUCCCAUUCGUAUGAUGUGGACGAGGAAUGGAAAACCAAUCAACCCUCUCACUCAACGCGUUAAGAUAUCCGAAAUGAAGACAGAAGAAGGCAUGACAAGUGUUCUGGAGUUAUUGCAGACGGAGACGAGUGACGGCGCAUUGUAUCAGUGCAAAGCUGGUAACCCCUAUGGCGCCGAUGUGUACUCUGUAUUUCUUACUAUAUUAGAACCGCCCCUACCGCCGAGUGAUCUAUCUGUAGACUCAGUCAAGAGUCGUGCAGUGAGGUUAUCGUGGAUAGAUAGUGCACGUUCACUAGCACAGUACUACUCGAUACAGAUAACAAACACUCAGAGACUAUCUUGGAGUACUGCACGGACCAUUAAUGUAACUAGAUCGGAUGCCAUACGCCAUACCAUUGACGUGGAGCAACUGCAAGCGGCCACUGGUUAUUCAGCUAGGGUGGCUGGCGGAAAUCAAGCCGAUCUCAGUCCGUACAGCGUUCCAGUUAGGUUCACAACAGCUGAAGAAGCUCCAUCAUCCCCACCACUCAGCGUGCAACUCGAACAAACUUCAUCCCCCGGGGAGUUGCUGGCGAGAUGGUUACCACCCCCCAGUGAUAGCCAUAAUGGAAUGAUCCUAGGUUAUAGAGUGCGGGCUGUGCCUCAGCUGAGUGGAAUUAAAGAAUCCCCUGAGAGCAACGACAAGAUUAUUAAGACGACGUCUGUUUAUUCAAAACAAGAGAGUGAUAUCACUGGUCUCUUGAAGGGAGUUAGAUAUGCGGUCUCUGUUGCUGCAUUUAACGGUGCGGGCAACGGACCAUUUUCAAUACCUUUAUUUGAAGACACCAGAGAGGGUGCACCUGAAGAAGGACCGACAUCCGUAGAAUGCGGUGGUGUGACGUCAUCAGCGCUGCGCGUGAGUUGGCAACCGAUACCUCACCACAAACAGGCUGGGUCUUUAAUAGGAUACACUGUGUUGUAUGCUGCGCAAGGUCGCCAAUGGCAGAACGCAACAGCACCAGUGACAGAAAUCCGCUUGCAAGGACUCAAUAAGUACACAAACUACACAGUCAAAGUCGCCGGCUUCUCUAACUAUGGAGUGGGGCCGUUCUCGUACCCUAUUAUUUGUUCUACUAUGCAAGACGUUCCGGAAGCGCCGUCGGAAAUAAAACUUCUAUCACAGUCGUCGAAUACGCUUCUUGUUAGUUGGAAGAAACCGAGGCAGCCGAAUGGAAAGUUGCUCCAUUAUACCGUUUAUUGUAAAUCUACGGCGAGCAACGACGGACCGGAAUCACAUCGUAUAGAUGUCCAAGAAUCGUCCCCAUUCGAAGAGACUCAAAGCUUAGAGCUAAAAGGUCUUCAAGAAGGAAAACAGUACGACGUCUGGGUGACAGCUAGUACAUCGGUGGGGGAAGGUCCAGAGAGCAGACGUGUCACAGAUGCUCCACAACAAAGGGUGGUAGCUGGCGUUUCAUCGCUUGGUGGAGAAGUGGUGGUUCCAGUUCGCGGUUCGUUGGUACUCGCCUGCAAGAGCGUGGGUGUUCCACCACCGCGCACCGUGUGGUAUCAUAAUCAUUACAUCAUUACUCAUCAUCCAAGAUAUACAAGAAAUAAGGACGACAGCUUGCUUAUUAAGAAUAUAGACCAAUCGCUAAGCGGUAAUUACACGUGCUUAGCAAAGAACCUCUACGGUUCCGAUUCAGUAGUAUACAGUGUGAAAGUACUACCGCUACCAGAUCCACCUACUCUUAGAGCGACGCCCUUCAAGGAUUCUAUAGUUAUCGAGUGGGAUGAACUCAAGACAAGCAAUGAUACGCUUACUUAUGGAAUAAAUUACAAUCUGACAUGGCGCGAAGGAGAUGGCGUCUGGCAAGAAGCCUGGCCCGUGGUCCAAGAAAUAAGACUGCCCGGAAUACAACAACACACACUUUCAGGUUUAAAAUGCGGCACGAAGUACUCGGUCCGAGUGACCGCUACAGAUAAUGUGGGUACUUCUGCGCCGGCGCAUGUCGAUGUUACUACGUUGGGAGGCGCGCCAGUAUCACCGCCGACCACAGACUGGUUGUGGAGUAACGCCACCCACAUAUACAUACAACUCAGUGGAUGGGACGAUGGAGGUUGUGAUAUCACUAAAUGGGACGUCGAUUAUCGCCCGCUUGGCUCCAAUCUGUGGCAUCGUGCCGACAAUAGAGCUGCAAUUGACGUAGCGCAUCACUGGGGCUACGAUUAUCGUUCGUCUAUGGGCGGGCCGUCGAACUACGCCGUAGUGCUUCAGCCCGCUACGUGGUAUCAGCUACGAGUAACUGCCAUUAAUGAUGCAGGGAAAGCUACGACGCUCUACACGUAUGCUACGAAAACCUUGGAAGGACAGGAAAUUGGCCCACCAUCUGACUUAUUAGACCUCAACAUGCUCGUGAUAAUAUGCAGCUCUGUGCUUCUAGUUGUAUGUUUGCUGGCAUUCAUCUGCAUUCUAGUGAAAAGACAUAGACAAACGUACUCUUCACAAUACCGUCACUCUAUAGCGGACGAAGUAAAAUCUCGCAAUGAAAGUGUAGCCUCACACUCGGAACAUAAAGACAGAUAUGCGCAUACACCGAGGAUUUAUACCUCCCCCGUCCAUCCUAGAAAACCAAGCAAGAAUGCCUCUAACGAAACAGUUUUAUGUAUAGAAAUGUUCGAGAUAAGCCCCUAUGCAGAAUUCGCACUUGGCUUUCGUACAUUCGAUCACGUGGAAAACCAAGACCUACCUAGUAGACUACCUGGCAGGCCUAGAUUCGAUACUGAGACGAGUUUUGCAAACCGAUCCGAAUCAGACGACAGUGAUAGCACAUCCAAAGCCACUGUCUCCGUUAUGCCUAGACGUCACUGCCGAACUCCGCACCAUAGAUAG